AUGACUACUUUGCCACUCGACACUAACGAUGAAGAUUUGAUGGAGAAAGGGGAACAUGGAGUUCGUGAUGUGGUUAUGGCCACUUUCCUAGACAAUAAAACAUUGCAACCAAUCAGAUUGGAAGGUGUUACACAGGAACAAUUCAAGCAGUCGCUACCAAGUCAGACGACGGAACGUUAUCUUCAGUACUUACGAGGUGUUAAAGGUAGAAAGGACGCAAAAGAAUGUAUCGUCAGUACAAUUGAGCGGCGCCCUCAAGGCUAUCCACAGCUUGCGGCGGUCAUAGAUAGUGAUGAACAAUUCAUGUUGUAUCGACGAUUUGGCCACCUACAAGCACGCAUCUUGCUCAACAAACAGGACGAAUUGCGAGAGCUAGAGGAUCGGCUUGCUCAUAUAGACAGGUUUUAUGCGAGAAGAUGGCCCGCAAGGCUGCGCUCCAGAGACAUCUGUAACGCCGAAAGCAAUGAUCUCAGAGGCAUUCUUGAGGCGAUUGAGGGAAAGUACAAGGAAUAUGUUCAGCUCUUGACGCACGCACAAACUUUGACGAGUUUCGACCGGCCAAUGACGGUGGACUACUUAAGACUGAAGAGUUACUUUGAUCGAGAAGCCCCCCUUUGCGGAGAUGAGCAACAGUAUAUCCUCACUAAAGAGGAUCUCAUCACCCUCAAGCCAAGUCGAGAAAAUACAUGGUUGGAUUCCGCUGUCGAAAAGAUACCACAGAAUUUCCCAUGCCGCUUGACGCGAUAUAUAUUUGCUUCUAUAGAACUCCAACAGAAAACAGAUCCCAGCACUACAAAGAUCGUACUGUUUAAUCCAGAUAGAGUAAAUGCAAUAGUAUCAGCGAUUCUUCUUGUCACAGUUCUCACACUUCUCAUCGUCCCAGUCUACAUACUUUGGUACUUGAAUCAUAUAUCAACAUCGAGUUCGUUCAUUGGCGUAGUUAUUACGGUUCUCCUUGUUUUUACCUUCAUCUUCUCUGCAGUUUUAUCGCUCUUCACUCGAGCUAAACGUCACGAGGUUCUGGCUGCCGCAGCUGCAUACUGUGCAGUUCUUGUUGUAUUCGUGGGAAAUGUUGGAAGCCUGUCUCCACCAGCAGGAGGAUAA
Messenger RNA from Botrytis sinoallii, 1104 nucleotides. RefSeq lists its product as uncharacterized. The record is from RefSeq and is a predicted model, not a curated record. Lineage: Eukaryota; Fungi; Ascomycota; Leotiomycetes; Helotiales; Sclerotiniaceae. The transcript has 6 exons. The coding region runs from base 1 to 1104 and encodes 367 amino acids.